Suillus subaureus is the source of this 1191-nucleotide messenger RNA. RefSeq names its product organic solute transporter Ostalpha-domain-containing protein. NCBI's taxonomy places the organism in Eukaryota, Fungi, Basidiomycota, Agaricomycetes, Boletales, Suillaceae. The record is from RefSeq and is a predicted model, not a curated record. The transcript is spliced from 17 exons. Bases 1 to 1191 code for a protein of 396 amino acids. Gene Ontology annotation, biological process: transport. Gene Ontology annotation, molecular function: transporter activity.
AUGGAGUCCAGUUGCCCGUCCGACAACACUGUAGACGUAGACCAAUCCAGUUUCUGGGGCGCUGGGAAUUUAAACUGGGACGAACAUCGAAUAGGAUGGGCAAUCGCGGGAGGAUGUACUGUGCUGACAGUUCUUAUUUCGAUGACUUCAGUCUUGCGGCAUUGCCGAAAUUAUACCAAACCCAGCGAACAGCGUCAAAUUCUACGAAUCUUGUACAUGCCACCAGUAUAUGCUAUUAUUUCAUUCUCUUCCUACAGAUUUUUCCGGACCUACUCAUAUUAUGUGCUCAUUGAAGUCGUAUAUGAGGCCAUCACCUUGAGCGCAUUCCUACUCCUUCUGGUUGAAUUCGUGGCAGCCACGUGCACAGGUCGCGAUGUCACAAAGGCAAUAGAACGAAAGGAAAAAAGGGAUUUACCAAAUCCUUUUUGCUGUUGGAGAUACCGACCAACAAAGCCUUACUUUAUGUAUACCCUCAAGUGGUCCGUUUUACAAUACGUCAUCAUCCGGCCAGCUGUGUCUAUCGCUGGUAUCAUCUGUCAAGUGCACAAUUUGCUUUGCGAGUCUACACUCUUCAGCUUAUAUUUCGCCAACAUCUAUCUCGAAACCUUGAAUUUUGCCAGCGUCAGUGUGGCAUCCUAUGGUCUUUCGUUAUUUCUCGAUUUGACCAAGGAGGAACUGCUUGGACGACGGCCACGGGCUAAAUUUCUCUCCAUCAAGCUCAUCAUGAUGUUCACCUUUUAUCAGUCAUGUGUUUUCAGCGUGCUAGAAAACCGUGUUAUCAAACCCACCGAAUUUUGGACUGUGGACAAUAUUGUAGAUGGUUUAAAUGCGCUGGCCAUUUGUAUUGAGAUGGUUUUCUUUUCAGUAUUGAUGAUGUGGGCUUAUACAGUAAAUGAGUAUAAAGUGGCAGAGGACAAGAAAACAAGCAUAUGGCGUCCAUUAUGGGACAGCGUCAACUACUGGGAUUUUAUCUCAGAGUUAGGGGGAUCAUUCAAAUUCUUCUUUAACCGUGCCUGUGGCACCUCGUCAAUACACCCAAGUAGGAAGAUCGAUUUUGCACAGGCAUUUGGGGUUGGCGGUAGGUCAAUGGCAGGUGACGAUGAGUUACCAACCAAGGAAUCAAUAAGGCUAGCCCCAUACCCCUUUAGUGACACUCACAACGCUGCUGCCACCAGUCCCAUGUUGUCAUGA